Messenger RNA from Vitrella brassicaformis, 1561 nucleotides. NCBI's taxonomy places the organism in Eukaryota, Vitrellaceae. The record is from the annotation of a GenBank genome assembly.
CUGAUUCAGACACAAUGGAUGGCUUCAAUGCAUUGGUCCCUGCCUGCAGCACAGACAGCAUGCAGACAGACCAGACAUGUUUUCAACAAACAACACGGAGUCCGUCCCUCCGUCCAUCUAUGCGAUGCGAGGGAAGCAUCCACGUCUCCCGCACCCCGUCCAAUCCACCAAACAUAACAUGCAUAACCGGCCACACGAAGGAAGACAUGCUCACUACAUGGACAUCGGUCUGUCUGUCUGUCUGUCUGUCAGUGAAAGGUCGCCACAUAGAUGGGCAGAUGCGACCCCGCCACGUGCCGCCCGGUGGUGUCAAAGCCGAGCAGCCCGUCGUGCUCGCAGUUCUUCAUCAGCCGCUCGCAGUCCACCCGCACGCCCCUCUCUCUAGUCGACACCUGCGUCGCCACCCAACACGCUAUCUCACGCCGCCUCUCGACCGCUGCACCCAUGUGGCUCACAAGCACCGACGUCGACCGAGACACACGCGGCGCCAGCAGCGGGGCCGCCUUGGCCCUGUGGCACUGGUCGCCCUCGACCACUUCCACAAAGGCUUGUGGGUUGGGGGCGCCGGGGAGCACCUCUAGAAGCAGCGUGCUGCUUAAAGGGUUGCUCUCGUCCCAGAGCAGCGUGUAGAAGGCCCGUAUGACGCGCUUGACCACCUCGGUGCUCUGGAUGUGGUACCAUUCCGGGUGCGAGAGCACCAGCCGCAGAUGGGAGUCCCCCAUGUUCUCGAACUCGCCGAGCGCCUUGAGCACGGCCGCCCUCUCGGCCUCCGGCGGCCGCCGGAUGUCCAUCGCUUCCAUCUGCAGCUCAUUUCUAAGGUGCUGCACGGCCAUGUCGUCCGUGCAGUGGUAGAAGCGCCGCCCUAAAUGCUCUCUGUGGAUCUUGGCGACGAAGUCCUCCAGCAGCUGGUUGAUGCGGCCCUGCCCGAGUGUGUGCUCCGGGACCAAUUCUAACAAGGCGUUGAGAACCAGGACGAACUCGCCAAGGUCUCCCCCUGGUGUGCAGAGGGAGGGGGUCGCCACACGGUCGUCGAGGCACGAAAAGUGCUGGCUCGCCACGGGCAUGAGCGAGAGGCCGGUGAAGCGGCCAUAUGACUCCGACAACUCCACCAUGCUCAUUCCCUGGCCGGGGCGGCUCUGGUGUAGCUUGACCUUCGAUGGGCUGCAGUGGGUGGUCUGACUGCCGGCGUUGCCGUCGUGGUCGUGCUGUUUGUCGCUGCAGCUGCACUUGGCGUUGUAAUGCCCGCCAUUCAGCUCCACAGAUCCGGCGAGGUAGUCGGUUUGGUCGGCCAGUUUGACGUGGGAAUGCACCUGGAUCAGGGAGCUGGCGCCCGCCAUCUCACCUGACGGGGUGGUCACCUGCACCGCAUGCACACAUCAUCCAUCCAUCCACCGAUCCACCCACAGCAAAGAGCAGCAGAUCAUCCAUUCAUCUCUUCAUACCUGGCCUCCCUCUUUCUCACCGUUAAUUUGCGCUUCUCGUGGGCGCAUACUGCUGGUAUGAGUAUGAGCAAGAACACGACGGUCAUCACGCUCAACGGGAAAGCCAUUCUUCACUUGCC